GAGAAAUGCUCCAUUCCCAGGGCGAUAAUCCAAAAUGCACCAGUGAGCCAAAGGUAUGGCUAUUGUUGUUGUAAUUUUAGCCGUGCUCUAUAGUAACGCUGGUAGCUGUGCUCGCAUGAAAGUAUAUUCUCAGGAGAAAGCCUCAACAUGUCCCGUACAACAUGCGCAUAAAUUUGCAAUCCAAUUUCCCGGACAAUUGAACUUUACCUCAAUUGAUAACAUUAUUCAAUUCCACGGGAAUUUUUCGGUUACAGAAGUUAUCCAGGAGCCACUGGAGAUGAUAAUAGUGUCGAAUCGAUGCACCCUGGAUAUGAAAACCUGUGAACAGUUCAAUAAAGUAACCCUCAGCGACAUCUGCCGACACAUCAACAACGAGAAAGGCCGUUGGGCGCCAUUCUUCAAAAGUACGGAUCCAGAUCUGAGCUGUCCCAUCAAACCGGGGGUGUACAGGUUCGAACAUUCCAUUCUGGACCUGACGUUUUUCACCAACUUUCCGAUGGAAGGCUAUCGCUGGUUAACCUACUUGAAGCUGUACUCGAAGUCGAAGCCAAAGCGAGAACUGCUUUGUCUAACGUCGCAAAGCUCGAUGCGUUGGGUGAGAAAGAUCUGAGAGUGUAUAUCGUGUGAGUUUGAUUUCUUUAUAAAAAGAAGUUCUGGCACAUCAGAUUCUAAAAUACUUGCAAAAGUUCUUACGUACCUAGGUAUAUACUUAAAGUAAAGCUGGAUUUUAAUUUCGGAUAUGAUCUUCUCUCUCAUGGACAAACACAUCGAAUAUUGCGGGAAACAUAAAUAUUUUAUUGGAAAUUCAAAUUUUAAAUAAACAAUAAUUUACGGUGCAAUUAAAUACGGCAGAAAAUCCUUUAUAUUUUGAUUCAAAAUAAAUGUUAAUCACAUUGCAAAUAAGUAGCAAUUCAAUUUAGAACCAAUGGGUAUAACUGACUGUGGCAUACCAGUUUAGCACCCUAUGCGCAGAGAUGCGAAUCGUCAGCAUUCGCGCAUCAUCGAACACCGCGACCCAACCGCGACAACAAUAUUCGCGCUCCAUCAGACAUCGCGACUUCGCGACGUCGCGACGCGCACGUCGUAGGUCGUCAGCGACACGAACCAUCGAGCCGGUCGGACAGCAGAGACCACGCCGCCGACGAUCGCUCUUUUGCAUCGCAGCAACCGGGCGGCAAGCACGUGUCAUCCAAAACAAGCUGCAGGCAAUUUUGCGGCAAUCGGCCGAAACUGUAGUGCGGAAAUUUACAUUGGUGAUCCUGCCAGGUUUGCUGCUUAAUGUUUUAAGAGCAAAUAAAUUGUGAAGGCCGAAAACAUAUUCCAAUAUAAGAUAAAUGGUAAGCAUAUUUGGUGGAAGUGAUUUUUUUAUACUCGUAAAGUAAUGCUAUUGAUUGUGCAAUGACGCUGAAGAGAGGUUAUGAGUGCUGAUUGUAAAAAAAAAUGGAAAAAAACCACACGUGAGGAUCCGGCGCGAUUGGACUUCCGCCGGGGGGAAGUGAAAAGAACCACACAUGGACUUGUGUGAGGACCCGGCGCGAUUGGAGUUCCACCGGGGGGAAAGUGAAAAGAACCACACAUGGAUUUGUGUGAGGAUCUGGCGCGAUUGAAGUUCCGCCGGGGGGAAAUGGAAAAAUCCACACAUGGACUUGUGUGAGGAUCCGGCGCGAUUGGAGUUCCGCCGAGGGGAAGUGAAAAGAACCACACAUGGACUUGUGUGAGAAUCCGGCGCGAUUGGAGUUCCGCCGGGGGGAAGUGAAAAGAACCACACAUGGACUUGUGUGAGGAUCUGGCGCGAUUGGACUUCCGCCGGGGGAAAAUGGAAAAAUCCACACAUGGACUUGUGUGAGGAUCCGGCGCGAUUGGAGUUCCGCCGGGGGGAAAUGAAAAGAAUCACACAUGGACUUGUGUGAGGAUCUGGCGCGAUUGGAGUUCCGCCGGGGGGGAGUGAAAAGAACCACACAUGGACUUGUGUGAGAAUCCGGCGCGAUUGGAGUUCCGCCGGGGGGAAAUGAAAAGAACCACACAUGGACUUGUGUGAGGAUCCGGCGCGAUUGGAGUUCCGCCGGAGGCAAAUGGAAAAA
Messenger RNA from Aedes albopictus (Asian tiger mosquito), 2081 nucleotides. RefSeq lists its product as uncharacterized. The record is from RefSeq and is a predicted model, not a curated record. Bases 56 to 610 code for a protein of 184 amino acids. Lineage: Eukaryota; Metazoa; Arthropoda; Insecta; Diptera; Culicidae. The transcript is spliced from 3 exons.